AGGAGAGGCAGUGAAUUUGUACAGAGAAGUUCCUGGAGUGAGGAGUGCUGUAUGUAGAAGAAGUUGAACAUGCUUUAAGGGCAUCCUGUCACACACACACACACACACAGAGCAGAAGCCUGAGGAAGGAGGAACUUUACUAACUAGUUUACUAAUCUCACUUGGUCACUUUGUAUAAAACUACAAAUCAUGAGAGCGUAUUUCUCCACCAGUUGGAUAUUUCGAGGCUGGAUCUACUGCCUGAUCUUUGCCUUAUGCAUCCAGAGAAAACAUGCCAAACCAACAUGCACCCAAAUGCAGUACCUCUGGAAAGGCAAGAUAUGCUGUAGCAAGUGCAAACCAGGAACGUAUAUGUCUGCGAUGUGCACUGAGAAAGAUGACACCAGAUGUCGGCCAUGCGGGAAGGAUGAGUACCAGUCAGAAUAUAACAUCGACUUGGCGUGCCAUCCACAGAAGUUCUGUGACGAGGGGAAAGGAUUUUAUCGUCCCAGUCCCAGUAGCACCACUGAGCUUGAAUCAUGUCGGUGUAAAGAGGGCUUCCAGUGUACCACCACCUAUUGCGAGUUCUGUGAUAAAAUCAAACCCUGUCCUCCAGGCCAAGGACUCGCAGGGGAGCCUGGCAAACAGUCAUGCAAGGACUGCGACUACGGAUUUUUCUCUGAUUCCAACUCAGUAGAAGCGUGCAAGAAAUGGACAGACUGUAAAGCCAUUGGCAAGACCGAGGAAAAGCCAGGCAGCACUGAAGCAGAUGUGGUGUGUGGACCACCCUUCGAUCGUUCAACAUCGUGGGCCGUUGUGGCAAUACCCUGUGCCAUAAUCGUCAUAUUUGCUGUGAUUCUUUCCUGCUACAAGGAUAAACUAAACAUCCUCUCAGUCAAUUUACGAACCUGCGUCCAGAACAUUAAACAGAGCAGAAUCCAACAAGAGACGCUAACACCACCGUACCAUAGCAACCGCCCCCUGUACGAGAUCACAUCUCAGGAAGAUGAUGGUACUCCAGAAUACCUGAGCAUGUGCUCCAAAGCCAAUUGUGAUUCCCCUGGCCUAGACAAGGCUCAAGGAAACAAGAAGACCACACAUUCCUCCAAGCUGGAACGGGACCAGGCUGAUGGAUCAUCAGGCAGCUCCACUGAGGGCUCUGAGGGUCCAGGUUCUCCACUUCCUGGCAGCUCCUGCAGCUGCUUGAUCAUGAAGGAGCCAAUGGAGGUGGGCGAGAACGAGGACUGCAGUGAGCUGGUAGCUACGGGCCUGGCUGGCUGCUGUUCCUGUGCUCAGGGGGAGAAUAUGGUUGCCAAACCAAGAAAAGAUGGCGAUGUGAGCCUGAAAGAGCCUCCUCUGUGUGGGAACUGCUACACUGAGAGCCUUCCGGGAUGCCUGCAAGGCUCUCAGGAGCUCUAUCUGGACUACAGCAGUGCAGCCAGCAAGGAGGUCAUGUCAGAGGUCAGGGAUUUACACAGUGACACAAGCGCAUAUGAGAGAAAUGAACCGCAAUGCUGCAGCAUCGAAUCCACUGCCAUACUAUCAUCGCUUAGCACAAGCAACAACCAGGGGCUCUCACUUAUCUCCAACGCAGAUAACAACCAGCCCAAAGCUGACGCGGAUUUGGAAAUCCAGAGCCAGAGCUCCGAGACUGCUCUCACCUGUGCUCAGGUGACCGGAAACAACAACACCACAUUCAUCUCCACCGGCCAGGUGAUGAACUUCACGGGUGAUGUUAUCAUGGUGUACGUCAGCCAAACGUCACUGGGCAGCAGCGGAGAUGAAGAGCCCUACGCCAGUCCAGUUCAGGAGCAAUCGGCUGAAUGUGGCAUUCAGAACGUGCCCAAAUCCUACCAUCGCACAGAAGUGCAUGAGAGACAUAUACCUGUGCAGGAAAUGACAAACCAGCACCCUCAGCUAAACUUCUCUGUCUGAACUGGAGCUUGAUUUUCCUGUUUUCUUUCUUUCCUAGCAUCCAGAGUGCUGUUUCAUAAAAAUGCUGUGCAUUUGUUAAAUAUGAAAUAUGUAUAUACAGUAUGUUUUGUGUUGUUUUGCAAUCAGCAUCUAUAUGCUAUAAUGCUAAAGAUAUACAAUGAUAUGAUGAUUUGACUGUUAAUUCUGCAAUGGCCCAGUCUGUAAUUCGCAGAAACAUGUCUAUAUUGUUAGGCCAAAUAAACAGUGUGGAUAAAUGAGACAAGGAGCCAAACUGCUGAAUGACACCUGCCAAACAAAAUCAUCAUAGGUCCGGAGAAAGCAGGACAUUCAGCAAGGGGAACAAAAGUGUGCCUGUCCCCCCUGUCCCUUCUUUCUUAGCCAUUUUAAAGGCAAGCUAGUGCACAUCAUCUCCUUGAGAGAUUGCUUCAUGGACCAAAAUGAAUGACUCUGUGAAUGUGGAGAACAAUGCAGGACGGUUUGCUUUUUGCAGUGUUUCUUAAAAAUGUAUUUUAUAUUAUAUACUUUUUGAUCAGGGAAUUUAUGAUUUUCAGAUAUUCAGACUUGUUCAUUUGUUGUUUAUGGUGGCAUUUUUAGCCACAAACCUGACCAUUCAGUUUCACUGAAAUAAAAAGGAGUGUAGCCAUGGA
Pangasianodon hypophthalmus (striped catfish) is the source of this 2561-nucleotide messenger RNA. It is a transcript of the gene tnfrsf11a, whose product is annotated as tumor necrosis factor receptor superfamily, member 11a, NFKB activator. Lineage: Eukaryota; Metazoa; Chordata; Actinopteri; Siluriformes; Pangasiidae. The record is from RefSeq and is a predicted model, not a curated record. Gene Ontology annotation, biological process: positive regulation of bone resorption; apoptotic process; multinuclear osteoclast differentiation. The transcript is spliced from 10 exons. Gene Ontology annotation, cellular component: external side of plasma membrane; membrane. Gene Ontology annotation, molecular function: tumor necrosis factor receptor activity; cytokine binding. The coding region runs from base 190 to 1914 and encodes 574 amino acids.